AUGGCGAAGCUAAUGCCAUCAGGUCAUCCAGGCACUCCAAGCAAACCGGGACGACCAGGCACUCCAAGCAAACCGGGACACCCAGGCACUCCAAGCAAACCGGGACAACCAGGCACUCCAAGCAAACCGGGACACCCAGGCACUCCAAGCAAACCGGGACAACCAGGCACUCCAAGCAAACCGGGACACCCAGGCACUCCAAGCAAACCGGGACAACCAGGCACUCCGAGCAAACCGGGACAACCAGGCACUCCAAGCAAACCGGGACAACCAGGCACUCCAAGCAAACCGGGACAACCAGGCACUCCAAGCAAACCGGGACACCCAGGCACUCCAAGCAAACCGGGACAACCAGGCACUCCAAGCAAACCUGGACACCCAGGCACUCCAAGCAAACCGGGACAACCAGGCACUCCAAGCAAACCGGGACACCCAGGCACUCCAAGCAAACCGGGACAACCAGGCACUCCAAGCAAACCGGGACACCCAGGCACUCCAAGCAAACCGGGACAACCGGGCACUCCGAGCAAACCGGGACAACCGGGCACUCCGAGCAAACCGGGACAACCGGGAACUCCGAGCAAACCGGGACAACCGGGCACUCCGAGCAAACCGGGACAACCAGGCACUCCGAGCAAACCGGGACAACCAGGCACUCCGAGCAAACCGGGACAUCCGGGCACUCCGAGCAAACCGGGACAACCGGGCACUCCGAGCAAACCGGGACAACCAGGCACUCCGAGCAAACCGGGACAUCCGGGCACUCCGAGCAAACCGGGACAACCAGGCACUCCGAGCAAACCGGGACAUCCGGGCACUCCGAGCAAACCGGGACAACCGGGCACUCCGAGCAAACCGGGACAACCGGGCACUCCGAGCAAACCGGGACAACCGGGAACUCCGAGCAAACCGGGACAACCGGGCACUCCGAGUAAACCGGGACAACCGGGCACUCCGAGCAAACCGGGACAACCAGGCACUCCGAGCAAACCGGGACAACCAGGCACUCCGAGCAAACCGGGACACCCAGGCACUCCGAGCAAACCAGGACAUCCCGGCUAUCCAGGACAACCAGGUAAUCCAGGACUCCCCGGACAACCCGGCAAUCCAGGACAACCAGGAGGCCCGGGUCAACCAGGAACUCCAGGACAGCCAGGACACCCUGGCUAUCCAGGACAACCCGGCAAUCCAGGAUAUCCCGGAAAUCCAGGACACCCCGGCUAUCCAGGACAACCAGGUAAUCAAGGACACCCCGGCAAUCCAGGACAACCCGGCUAUCCAGGUAAUCCCGGAAAACCAGGAAAACCAGGCAAAGCAACGAAGAAAACAACAAGCUCACACCAAGAGUCCGGUACUUCAUCUGGAAGCAGCUCAUCCCAGAACGAGGAUACUACUGAUGCCAAGGGUAACAGGCGCAUUAAGACUUCAAACGCUAGUGACAAGUCCGACAGCAACAAGAAAUCCUCUCAAGCUCAAACUGUUAUCAGGAAGUCCGAUGGAUCAACAAUCAAGAAAUCAUCCCAGGCCGCCAGUGAAUCCGACAACAAAGCAAGAUCGUCCAAUAUUCGCGAGAAAAAGAUAAAUGCCGAUGGAUCCUCCAGUGAUAGGUCUGAGAAAAGCGCGUCCAAGUCCUCCCACAAAGCCGCUUCAAGCAACAACCGAUUAAAGCAAGUAAACAGAGACGGAUCUUCUGUUGAGUCUUCUGACAAAAAUGCUUCAAACGAAAACAGAAAAGCUGCGUCUACCAAUAAGAAAGUUAAACAAAUAAACAAAGAUGGCUCGUAUCGGGUAGCGUCAGAGCAAUCAGCUUCUAAUGAAAGUGACAAAGCCGCUUCCACCAACAGGCAAACGAAACAGAUAAACAAAGACGGAUCUUACAAGGAGGCAUCUGAACAAUCAGCUUCAAAGCAAAACAGCAAGAAUGCUUCUACCAACAAACAAUCAAAAGUAGUAAACAAAGAUGGAUCCUAUAAGCAGUCCUCUGAACAAUCUGCUUCGAAAGAGAACAACAGGGCUGCUUCCAGAAACACCCAAGUUAGACAGGUAAACAAAGAUGGCUCUUAUGUUCAGGGCUCAGAG
Molecule: messenger RNA, 2079 nt
Organism: Cydia amplana
Lineage: Eukaryota; Metazoa; Arthropoda; Insecta; Lepidoptera; Tortricidae
Product: collagen alpha-1(III) chain-like
Exons: 2
Source: RefSeq, a predicted model, not a curated record